GAGGAUCAGACACACACACACACAGCGGGGUGGGGGAGAGACAGAUUUAGCUUUGCGGGAGGAAGGGAUGUGAGCGUGCGUGGUGUGUGUCCCUCCCACCCUUUGCGCGGAUGAAACUCGCGCGUUCCUGCUAGCGAUCGGGGCCAGGAGGAGGAAGAGGAACCUUCCCUCAGGGCUGGGACUCCACUUCCUGGAGAAGCCCUCCUCCCCGUGCGGAGUUUCGGCGGGGAUCCCGGCUUCACCUGGAGAGAGCAGCAGCAGCAGGAGGAGGAGGAGGAGCCACAGCAGCACCUGUCCAAAAUGAAGGACCGGCUGGAGCAACUGAAGUCUAAACAGGACCAGGAUGAUGCCGAUGAGGACCUGGAAAUCGCUAUUGACAACACAGCUUUCAUGGAUGAAUUCUUUGCAGAGAUUGAAGAAACCCGGCAGAAUAUUGACAAAAUUUCCGAAAAUGUAGACGAGGCAAAAAAGCUGUAUAGUAUCAUCCUUUCAGCCCCAAUCCCUGAACCAAAGACUAAGGACGACCUGGAGCAGCUCACAGCAGAUAUCAAGAAAAUGGCUAACAGUGUCCGAAACAAACUUAAGAGUAUGGAGAGGAAUAUUGAACAGGAUGAGGCUCGAUCAUCAGCUGACCUGCGGAUACGGAAGUCCCAGCAUUCAGUCCUUUCCCGAAAAUUUGUCGAUGUGAUGACGAAGUACAACGAAGCACAGGUCGACUUCCGGGAACGGAGCAAAGGCAGGAUUCAGCGACAGCUUGAGAUCACCGGGAAGAAUACAACAGAUGAGGAGCUGGAGGAAAUGUUAGAGAGCGGGAAUCCAUCAAUAUUCACAUCUGGGAUAAUGGAUUCCCAGAUCUCAAAGCAAGCAUUGAGUGAGAUUGAGGGACGGCAUAAGGACAUUUUGCGGCUUGAAAGCAGCAUCAAGGAGCUUCACGACAUGUUUGUGGACAUUGCCAUGCUAGUGGAAAAUCAGGGAGAAAUUGUAGAUAACAUAGAACUCAACCUGAUGCACACCUUAGAUCACGUAGAGAAAGCUCGCGAGGAGACCAAAAAGGCCCUGAAAUAUAAGAGUAAGGCACGCAAGACACUCCCAAGCUCUUCCUGGUUUGAUAGAAAGACUCCCCCUCCUGAUCCUCACCACCAUGAUGUGACCUCUCCCUGCCUACCCUCCUGCCUUUGGCCUCUUGGAUUUAGUAUGAAUGGCUUCCUGCAGGAUGAGUUCAUUUGCACCAGAGCUUCCUGUGAGAGCUACAUACUGUUCCAGUUCCCUCCUCGGAUAAAGCUCUGCAGCCAGAAGAGUCUGACGUACCUUGCUGAAUCCAGGAUGUACAGCAAUCCCAUGGCACCCCAGAGAGAACCUCCCAACGUAUCUACUCCUUACCCUUCCUUCCCACACCUGCUGCCUCCAGAUCAAGCAUUUCCUAUGUUUAAUCCCACUUCCUCCAAGAAUAUUCUCUAGUACGGUGGAAUGAACCUUGAAUGGAAUUUUGGACACACCUUUGCCUACCUCAGUGCCUUUAUUCUUUUCAGCUGUGCCUUUUUCUUUUCUUUUAACAAUGGAGAUGUCUUUACUAGAGAUGUCAGACAUUACAUUGCUAGUCAAAAUUGCCCAGGUUAAGGGCCAGGACUUGAACUGGAUCUGCUACGUAACUGCUGACCACCAUCCCAUUGUAUACUGAGGCUAGCAUUCUGCUUUUU
Messenger RNA from Lacerta agilis (Sand lizard), 1697 nucleotides. RefSeq names its product syntaxin 3 (gene STX3). Gene Ontology annotation, molecular function: SNARE binding; SNAP receptor activity. Gene Ontology annotation, biological process: exocytic insertion of neurotransmitter receptor to postsynaptic membrane; synaptic vesicle fusion to presynaptic active zone membrane; intracellular protein transport. Bases 301 to 1458 code for a protein of 385 amino acids. The record is from RefSeq and is a predicted model, not a curated record. Gene Ontology annotation, cellular component: synaptic vesicle; presynaptic active zone membrane; postsynapse. The transcript has 10 exons. NCBI's taxonomy places the organism in Eukaryota, Metazoa, Chordata, Lepidosauria, Squamata, Lacertidae.